This is a messenger RNA of Callorhinchus milii (elephant shark), 2876 nucleotides long. RefSeq names its product exosome component 10 (gene exosc10). Gene Ontology annotation, biological process: nuclear polyadenylation-dependent snoRNA catabolic process; histone mRNA catabolic process; nuclear polyadenylation-dependent snRNA catabolic process. The transcript has 25 exons. The record is from RefSeq and is a predicted model, not a curated record. Gene Ontology annotation, molecular function: 3'-5'-RNA exonuclease activity; nucleotide binding; nucleic acid binding. Bases 18 to 2699 code for a protein of 893 amino acids. Lineage: Eukaryota; Metazoa; Chordata; Chondrichthyes; Chimaeriformes; Callorhinchidae. Gene Ontology annotation, cellular component: nucleolus; nuclear exosome (RNase complex).
CGGCGGCGCUCCCCAAGAUGGCGGCGCGCGGAGAGGAUGAGGCGAUGGCGCCGGUGUCGGGCGACGAUCCGGAGAGCUGCAGCGGCGGCGGCGAGGACAUCAUCCCCGGCUACAGCGACGCCGACGCUUUCGUGAAGCAUGUUCUCGGGACUGUGGUUUCAGCCACAAAAGCCUCAAGUGGACUCCCAAAGCCCGGAGAUGAGUUUGAUUUUUAUCGCAGCUUCCCUGGGUUCCAGGCAUUCUGUGACACACAAGCAGAUCGACUGCUGCACUGUAUGAGCCAGCUGAUGCAGUACCAUGGCUGUCGGAGUCGCAUCCAAAAUCAUAACAAAUUAACUGAGCUGGAGGAUAGGUUCGACCUGUUGGUGGAUGCCAACGAUGCCAUUCUGGAGAGAGUGGGCAUCUUACUGGAUGAAGCUUCAGGCAUCAACAAGAACAAGCAGCCGGUUCUUCCCGCUGGGCUUCAAGCCCCAAAGACCAUUAUUUCUAGCUGGAACAGGAAGAAUGUGGAAAUGACAAAGCAGAUGAAGUCCGAAACCUUCCGCUUGUUUCACGCCAAAAACAUCCCUCGGCCCCAGAUCAAGUUUAAAGAAAAGAUCGAUAACUCCAACACUCCCUUUGUGCCAAAAAUCUUCCUCAAACCAAAUGCCCAAAAAUCACUGCCAGAAGUUCUUGCAAACCGCCUGAGGUCGAUAGAACGGCCCGAGGACCUCGAUGUGCCCGCAGCAUUAGCAGACAUGAUCCACCAGCAAAGGACACAGCAAAAUGCCCAGAACAUGUUUGCCCAUCCCUACCAGCAUGAGCUCGAUCACUUUGAGCCUCCAGAGCACCUACUCGUCAAACAGGACCCGCAGAUGUACAAACCUCUGUCUGAGACGAGCUGCCGGCUAAUAGCGACAUUGGAUGAUCUUGUGGAAAUGAAUGAAGUGCUCUCGCGGUGUACGGAGUUUGCUGUUGAUCUGGAGCACCAUUCCUAUCGGAGUUUCUUGGGCCUAACCUGCUUAUUGCAGAUAUCAACAAGAGAAGAGGAUUUCAUCGUUGACACACUGGAGCUUCGCAGUGAACUGUAUAUUCUCAAUGAAGUCUUUACUGAUCCAGCCAUUGUCAAGGUGUUCCACGGAGCAGAUUCCGACAUUGAAUGGCUACAGAGAGACUUUGGGAUCUAUGUGGUCAACAUGUUUGACACACACCAGGCUGCACGCACUCUAAACCUGGCUCGACACUCUCUCGAUCACCUCCUGAGACAUUACUGCAGCGUGGAGGCUGAUAAGCGUUACCAGCUAGCUGACUGGAGAAUGCGACCACUCCCGAAGGAGAUGUUACAUUAUGCACAAGAAGACACCCACUAUUUGCUGUACGUUUAUGACACAAUGAAAAAUCAGCUGUGGGAGCAGGGGAACGAACAGGCCCGCCUCAUUCAUCUUGUCUGGCACAAGAGCAAAGACGUUUGCCUGAAGAAAUACUGCAAGCCAAUAUUCACAGAGGAAUCCUACUUGGAGCUGAACAGAAAACAGAAGAAGCAUCUGAACACUCAACAGAUGACUGCGUUCAGGUUACUGUACUCAUGGAGGGAUAAGAUGGCCCGACAAGAGGACGAGAGCACAGGAUAUGUUCUCCCAAAUCACAUGAUGCUCAAAAUAGCUGAAGAGUUGCCAAAGGAGCCUCAGGGGAUUCUCUCUUGCUGUAACCCGGUGCCUCCCAUGGUCCGACAGCAGAUCAAUGAGCUGCACCAGCAUGUCCAACGUGCACGUGACAUGCCAAUCCUCAAGUCAGAACCUACACAAGCACCACAGAAGAAAAGCCCAUUGCUGAAGCCAGAGAAAAUACAGAACCUGCUGUUCGGACCUCACGAUAGCUCCCAUCUCAUCGAAGAAGAUGCCCCGAUUGCCUCAGGUUCAGUGCCGAUGGUUGAAACGUGCUCUCUGUUUCUGGACUUGGAGGACGAGCGAGUGGACGUGGAACCGGCUUCCUCCCUCAGUGCGAGAGCCACCGUCACUAUUUUUGAGUAUCCAACCGAGGCCCAGGCGGAGGAGGAAAUCCUGACAGUGGCACAGCAGAAAGCUCGGCUGAUUUUAGAAUCAUUUGAGAACCCGUUUAGGAUGUACCUUUCAUCCAAAGACAGUAACAUAUACAUCUCUGAAGCAGCAAAGUUUGACCCUUCCUCCAAGGUGUAUGAAGUUAGCCACAGGUGGAAGCUACAGAGCCCAGAUCCUCAGCAGCAAGAGGCAAAGGAUCAGAAGGAAGAGAAGAAGAAAGAUAACAAACCCAAUCCUGCAGCCGUGAGGCAGCAGGUGCAGCAGGAUUACAAAAGUGCGGUCCAAGACCUGCUGUCAGUCAGACAGCAACAACAAGCUGAGAAGUCAGCUGAUCAGCAAGCAGGCAAGAAGCGAGAGCGAGCGAAGAGCGCAACGGAGAAAGUGAUGGCACCGCCGGAGAAGAGGCCGCCAGCCGCCAUGAGGAGAGACGAGCAGCAAAACCCCAAACCCUUCAUGGCGUUCGACUACAGCAAGUCCGAUUUCAAAGUGUUUGCUGGUGGCAGCAAGACUCCAGGUCCUGCACAUUUUGAUCCCAAUAUGUCAGCGGAUGGACCUCACUCUAAGAAAGGAAAGAAGAACCGGCAAGCAGCUGGGAACCGCAGUAUGUCCUUCACAGUCGGCAAGUCAGACAGGGGUUUCAGAAACAACUGGCCGAGGAGAUGAUUCCUCAAACUUAGGGAACGGGAAGAACUGAAAGAACCGCCAGAUGGUUGCUCAACUGCCAGAAAGAAUUGCCAGAUCGUUGCUCAUACCACAACAGCAUUGUGUCAGUGAUUUGGUUUUAAUUUCUAUUUGUUAAAAGUUUUUACAAUAAACCUUUGGUUUAAAUCUUACUAUUAA